GACAUCGGCGUCGUGCGGGAUGAACCGCAGCAGUUGGAUCAAAUGUUGCAAGCGGACAAGAAGGAAAUGUUAAAGAAGGCUCUCUUUCGUGGUGAUGUUUCAUUAACUGAAGAACUCUUAAACUCUGGUAUAAGCAUAGAAUGUAGCUUUCAGUUUGGAUGGACUCCUCUGAUGUAUGCUGCAAGUGUGGCUGACUUUGCAAUAGUGCAUCUUCUUCUGGACAGAGGUGCUAACGCAUGUUUUGAAAUAGAUAAGUACACCGUGCUGAUGGCAGCAUGUACUGCGCACGCUUCAGAGGAGAACAUCCUGAAGACUGUAGAACUGCUUCUGUCAAGGAAUGCUGACCCUAACCUUACUUGCAGGAGACAAAUGACUCCACUGAUGUAUGCAGCUAGAAAAGGCUAUCCUCGGGUUGUUGCUCUUCUUGUUGCUCAUGGAUCACACAUAAAUGCCCAAGAUGAAAAUGGGUAUUCAGCAUUAAUAUGGGCAACACAGCAUGGACAUAAAAGUGUAAUCUUUAAGUUGCUUGAGCUGGGAGCUGACAAAAAUCUACAGACUAAGGAUGAGAAAACAGCAGCAGAGCUUGCAAAAAUCAAUAAAUGCUCAGAGAUUUAUAGUUUACUCUCUUUGGCUGCAAGUCACUUGCAAGGGAGAUACCACGAAAUGAUUAAGCAAGAGGUUACCUACAAAUUUCUGAAAACUGCUCCUGAAAACAGAGUUGGUUCCUAUUCAACUUUUGAUGACGUGGAAGUGUUUUUACAUGGUCUUAAUCUAGAACACGUAAUAGGAUUACUGAAGGAAAGAGACAUAAAUUUAAGACAACUUCUGAUCAUGCAAAAAGAUGAGUUAAUACAGAUUGGCAUUACUAAUCCUGGAGAUCAACAGAAACUCCUAGAUGCUAUUAAUGAGCUACAAGUAGAAGAAAGAAGAACUGGAGACCUCUCUGAAGUGAUGAAGCUGGAAUUGAGUAGAGAUGAAUUCCUCAAAUUUCUUCAGAAGUUGAAUAAAGAGUGUAGUAAGCUGACUGUUCCUGUGCAGACCAUGAAUAAGCAUCUCCUCAAAAAUUCUCACAAGGUAGUACUGCAGUGGGCACCAAUGGAAAGUUCUGUUGAAGUCUGCAAAGACUUGGUUUGCAGUGUUGAAAAGCUGGGAGAAGAAGUUACCAAACUGAAGAACCUGGUGGAGAAGCAUGAACAGAGGAAUGACCCCAGCCGAGUGAAACUUCCAGAAAAAGCACUCACCUUGCAAAAAAGAUUAGUAAAAGUGGGAGUGGUAACAUUGCUUGGAUUUGGUUUUUUCUUCUUUAUAACUAAGUUAGUGGUAAAGAAAACCUGACUUCUAAGUUUAGUGCUAUGAAUACUUUUGGGAAACUUGGUCACAUUAUGCUUCUGUUCGGUAUAAGCAGCUGAGCUGAAGUCAUAUAAAAAUUUGUACAGUUUCUCAUCAUAUCUGUAGGAUUUGCAUACAGUAAGUACUUUUGAUCAAGAAAUAAAGUUGUUAAAAAUGAA
This is a messenger RNA of Athene cunicularia (burrowing owl), 1508 nucleotides long. RefSeq names its product ankyrin repeat, SAM and basic leucine zipper domain containing 1 (gene ASZ1). The transcript is spliced from 13 exons. The coding region runs from base 43 to 1335 and encodes 430 amino acids. The record is from RefSeq and is a predicted model, not a curated record. Gene Ontology annotation, molecular function: protein binding. Gene Ontology annotation, biological process: piRNA processing. Gene Ontology annotation, cellular component: pi-body. Lineage: Eukaryota; Metazoa; Chordata; Aves; Strigiformes; Strigidae.